Molecule: messenger RNA, 564 nt
Organism: Armigeres subalbatus
Lineage: Eukaryota; Metazoa; Arthropoda; Insecta; Diptera; Culicidae
Exons: 1
Coding region: 1-564 (187 amino acids)
Molecular function (GO): zinc ion binding; nucleic acid binding
Source: RefSeq, a predicted model, not a curated record
AUGAUCUCCCCACCUUUCUUUUACCAUAUUGCAUAUGGAGCGCUAGCCCAGGAAGUCCUAGGCGAGAGCGUAGAAGUGAGCGCUCUACACGACGAAGUGACUCUCCAAUGCAAGCAGCUGGACGAGGUCACGACAUCGGAAGAGAUCGCCUCGGCCAUCAAGGACCAAGGUGGAGUGGUGGUAGCAAAUGCGUCCAUCCGUCUGCGAAGAGGACCGCAGGAGACGCAGAUUGCCACGGUGAAGUUACCGGCCAUCGACGCUAACAAGGUGAUCAAAGUGGGUAAGCUGAAAGUUGGCUGGUCAGUAUGUCCAGUCAGCCUCUACCAACCACCGGUAGUCGACAAGUGCUUCCGCUGCCUCGAACCGGGACACAAAUCGUGGGCGUGCAAAGGGCCGGAUAGGAGUAACCUAUGUAGGCGAUGCGGCGAAGAGGGCCAUAAGGCGCACACGUGCGAGAAAGCACCAUCGUGUACGCUAUGCGCGAGCAGGAAGCAGGAACAUAACCACGCUAUGGGUGGACCUGCGUGCCCGUUGAGUGGUUAUACGAGGAAGCCGUGCAAGUAA